ACCCCCAGUGCCCAGGGCCUUACCUUGGCUGCCUGACGCGGUGGGGAGGGAGGGGUCGACUGAACUCCGGCCGGGGGAGGGGCGGGAGGGGCGGGACUGCUGCGCCGGGAGGUGAGCGCCUGUCUGCAGACGCUGCGGGCAUGCGGGGUCCCGCCGGGCCUUCGCGCCUCCUCCACGCCCCACACCCCCUCCUCUGCCUGCUCUGCUUCCUCCCUCCGCUGCUCAAAGCAGCUGGACCGAGCCGGGCAUCCAGAGACCAGCCCCUGUGGGCACUGCUGGAGCAGUAUUGCCACUCAGUCACGACCUUCGCCAACUUCUCAGGUCCCUACUCCUACUGCAACACGACCUUGGACCAGAUUGGGACGUGCUGGCCCCGGAGCGCGGCCGGGGCCCUGGUGGAGAGGCCGUGCCCCGAGUACUUCAACGGCGUCAAGUACAAUACGACCCGGAAUGCCUACCGAGAGUGCUUGGAGAAUGGGACGUGGGCCUCACGGAUCAACUACUCACAGUGUGAGCCCAUUUUGGAUGAUAAGCAGAGGAAGUAUGACCUGCAUUACCGCAUUGCCCUCGUUGUCAACUACCUGGGUCACUGCGUGUCUGUGGCAGCCCUCGUGGCUGCCUUCCUGCUUUUUCUGGCCCUGCGGAGCAUCCGCUGUCUUCGGAAUGUGAUUCACUGGAACCUCAUCACUACCUUCAUCCUGAGAAAUGUCAUGUGGUUCCUGCUGCAGCUCAUCGACCACGAAGUGCAUGAGAGCAACGAGGUCUGGUGCCGCUGCAUCACCACCAUCUUCAACUACUUCGUGGUGACUAACUUCUUCUGGAUGUUCGUGGAGGGCUGCUACCUGCACACGGCCAUCGUCAUGACCUACUCCACUGAGCGCCUGCGCAAGUGGCUCUUCCUCUUCAUCGGAUGGUGCGUGCCCUGCCCCAUUAUCAUCGCCUGGGCCAUUGGCAAACUCUACUACGAGAAUGAACAGUGCUGGUUUGGCAAGGAGCCUGGCGACCUAGUGGACUACAUCUACCAGGGCCCCAUCAUCCUCGUGCUUCUGAUCAAUUUUGUAUUUCUGUUCAACAUCGUCAGGAUCCUGAUGACAAAAUUACGAGCAUCCACCACAUCAGAGACGAUUCAGUACAGGAAGGCGGUGAAGGCCACCCUGGUUCUCCUGCCCCUUCUGGGCAUCACCUACAUGCUGUUCUUCGUCAACCCUGGGGAGGAUGAGCUGUCACAGAUUGUGUUCAUCUAUUUCAACUCCUUCCUGCAGUCAUUCCAGGGCUUCUUUGUGUCUGUCUUCUAUUGCUUCUUCAAUGGAGAGGUGCGCUCCGCUGUGAGGAAGAGGUGGCAUCGCUGGCAGGACCAUCACUCCCUCCGAGUCCCCGUGGCCCGUGCCAUGUCCAUCCCCACAUCACCCACACGGAUCAGUUUCCACAGCAUCAAGCAGACGGCCACUGUAUGACCCCUCAGUGCCCCCACCUCACCCAUCACUCCACCGUGGGGACAGCCUUCCAGUCCUCCUCCAGCGCCUUUCUCUGGGUUCUCCCUGCCACGCAGGCCCUGGUGGGGGCAGAUAGGGGAGAGACCAGCUCUCCAGGCUGGCAGGAGAGAGGCUGUGCAGCAGCACGAGGGACUCUCAGGAACGCGAGCGAAGAAGUCACAGGAGAAGAGAAGAGCGGGUCACAUAUCUACAGGCAUUUGCCCACACCAGCCUCUCUCGCACCGUCCUCACUGUAGCUACGAUCACAGAUGAGGAAACUGAGGCCCAGAGCCAGGAAGGGCCUGAUCAAGCCACACAGCUAGUGGUGGGCCUGGGGCUCCUCUGCCCGACUCAUGUCGCAUGUCUUCCCACCAGAAACAGUGUGAGAGUUGGUCCCCCUCACUGCCUUCUGCCUCUGUGCUCAGCGGCGCCACCUGCAGCUGGGGGACGCACAGCAGCUCUAGUAAAGGAUUAAUUCAGUGGGCUUUAUCCCAGGGACUCUCACCUACAGAAGCCUCAUGUACACCCCACGCCAGACCUGGCCGUCCCUCCACCUCUCCCCAUUCUCCUGCCCCUGGAGCCCCAGGAAGGAUGCUGCCUCUUUUCCUGAGAGACCUCUUCUCAGCCUAGUCCACAGAUUCAGGGCCUUGGGGAGGGGCUGAUGGGGAGGAAGACAUGGCCGGGGCAGUCAUACACUCCUAGGCCAACCAGAUACAUCAUGCAGGACAAAACAGGGAGGAGAAGCGUGGAGGACACGUUGGGAGAGGAGUUGGGUAGAAGAAGCAGAAACCGAAGUAAUCCCUCAGCCCCCACCUGAGGCUGGGCUUCGGCCUCCCUUUCAGAAACAACAUCUCUGCUGUCUGUGAAAUAAAUCAUGCCUCUGUGGAAACGGCCUCCCCUCGGGUCAAGUCGCCCAAGCAUCCAAAGGUGUGCUGGGGGCCCAGGAUGGUGGGCUGGGCCCGUCCCCAUUUACAGAGACUCACCCUGGCCUGGGGCCGGCUCUCCCUCUCCACCUGUGCCUGCAGGCCUGUUCCUUAUUCACCCAGGCCAAUACCUGCCCCUGCUUCCCAAGUGAAGCCAGUUUAACUCUGCUUGGAGGAGAGGUGCAGCUCCCCCAGGGCUCUGGAAUCUGGAGGGAAGUGUAAACAAGGCCCCACCACCUCCGUGAUUGACAGCCAGGGCUGCCUCCAUCUUGGCCCCCAUCUGCCCUUCCCUCCAGGAAAGGGUGGGAGUUGAGGGGCAGCAGCAGCCAUCAGGCCUGGGUUCGAAAGGUUUUGCUCUAGGUAUGCCCACCAGCCCAAUUUUUUAAAAUUAUGUAUCCCAUCUUGCAAAAUUUUUAAAUUGACAUCUAAUUUUUUUAAUUUUUAAAAUUUUAUUACUUUUUGUAGGGGGAGGUGAUUAAGUUUACUUAUUUAUUUUUAGAGGAAGUACUGGGGAUUGAAUCCGUGACCUUGUGUAUGCUAAGCAUGCGCUCUAGCACUUCAACUAUACCCUCCCCCCGAUAUCUAAUAUUUUUAUGUAAGUUUUAAAACUUGUGAAAGAUGUGAUUUCUGGCAUUAGGUAAAUAUUUACAUUUUAAAAUAAAACUGCCACAGCACUUUAAAAUAUAUCAUAUGGAAUCCAAACACAGCAGUGAUUUCAUGCUCACCCUCCUCUAAUGAAGAAAACCACACAACCUACCCUUCCUUAACGGGUGGAAAUUUUAAGUUUUUCUUUUUCUCUUUGAACUUGUAUUUUCAUUCCAUUCCCCCU
Molecule: messenger RNA, 3224 nt
Organism: Vicugna pacos (alpaca)
Lineage: Eukaryota; Metazoa; Chordata; Mammalia; Artiodactyla; Camelidae
Source: RefSeq, a predicted model, not a curated record